Parastagonospora nodorum SN15 is the source of this 1017-nucleotide messenger RNA. RefSeq lists its product as hypothetical. Gene Ontology annotation, cellular component: cytoplasm. The record is from RefSeq and is a predicted model, not a curated record. The coding region runs from base 1 to 1017 and encodes 338 amino acids. Gene Ontology annotation, molecular function: protein binding. NCBI's taxonomy places the organism in Eukaryota, Fungi, Ascomycota, Dothideomycetes, Pleosporales, Phaeosphaeriaceae. The transcript has 4 exons.
AUGGUCAUCGGUUUCAAUGGCCGCAGUAAAGAUUACAUACUUGCUCAACAUCUCUUCACAAGUUUCAUCUGGACUAUCGUUGACCAUCUGCCUAAGAACGUCCUUCGUCAGAGUGUCUUGGAACGCGAGCAAGAUGGAGACUUCGAAGGCCGUUCUAACAACGUUCUGCUCACAGGAUCUCGUUCUAGGCUGCGCGACCGUACACUGGUCAAGCUUGUUCGCCAGCUUCAGGAAUUCGGGCUCGGAAAUGAAACCGAUAUAUUACUUUGCGUAAUCCCAGCGUUCAGCUUCAGGGACCUACUGCCAAAUCAUGCCCUCCUGGAAACGAUCCCUCAGAUUCGCCAUGGCAAGAGCUUAGUGGGGACCGCUAACGGCUACAUCAAAUUGCUAGAGCAGAGUCUUAGCAUAGCGCCAUAUGGAACUACUGUCGAGGGGAAGUUCUGGUACACCCUUGUGGUCGCCGCCAUUGACUUCCUCUUUUUUGCUUCCGAGCCUUAUGACGAAUACAUCCAGGCACCUGAAGAGCUCCGCACAGCACUUCAGGACGUUGUGCUAUUCGGUGGUGGUGAAGAUCUUCCCGGCUGCUUAAAGGCCCUGGAAGUCCCUGACAAGAAGCUGGAUUACGUUUUUUUUGAGGGUAGUCUCGGGUUCUCUAAGUCGUACAGAGCUGUAUACGAAGCAUUUACUGAGAAUAAGAGGAACGCGUACGAUACAGUCGGGAUCGACGGGAUGAGCCCUCUUCACUUGGCGACAAAGAAUGGUCAUGCUAGAUUGGUCGAGAAGAUCAUGAAAAAGAAGCGUCUACGCACUACAACUGGUGUUGACUUCUGGGGACGCGCGGCAAUCCACCUGGCUGCUAGCCAUGGCCAUGGUGCCAUCACGAAACUCUUGUUGGGCAAUGACUCACAAUUUGACGCAGUGGACGAGAUCGGAAAGACACCUCUUGAAUAUCUAUUGAAAGUUGACAGGAGAGCUGCCAAGAUAAUCGAGAAGAGGAACCAUGAAGAUAACACAUGA